Molecule: messenger RNA, 1785 nt
Organism: Halichondria panicea
Lineage: Eukaryota; Metazoa; Porifera; Demospongiae; Suberitida; Halichondriidae
Product: sterol carrier protein 2-like
Exons: 14
Coding region: 112-1689 (525 amino acids)
Molecular function (GO): acyltransferase activity, transferring groups other than amino-acyl groups
Source: RefSeq, a predicted model, not a curated record
ACCUUUUAGAUCUAUAGCUAGUUUGCUAAGUCAGCAAUUUUAAAGCCAUAUACAGAAGCUAGAACUAGAAGCAAGCCUCCAUUUCCAUCUGACUGACUGACUGUGUAAAGCAUGGCUGCUCCAAGGAGAAAGGUGUAUGUUGUUGGAGUUGGAAUGACCAAGUUUGAGAAGCCAGGGCGGAGGGAGGACUUUGACUAUCCUGAUAUGGCUAAAGAAGCUGUAACCAAGGCUCUCACUGAUGCUGGACUUCCCUAUACUGUCAUCCAGCAAGCAGCAGUCGGCUAUUGCUAUGGUGAUUCUGGGUGUGGUCAACGAUCCCUCUACCCAAUCGGAUUGACUGGAAUACCCAUCUACAAUGUGAACAACGCGUGUGCCACUGGGUCCACUGCACUGGUCCUGGCCAAGCAGCUCAUAGAGGGAGGCUCUGCAGACUGUGUCCUGGCACUAGGGUUUGAGAAGAUGGAUAGAGGCUCUCUCUCCUCUAAGUACACUGAUCGAGUAAACCCGGUACAAGACCAUGUGGGUGUGUUGGCUGAUCGCUAUGGCAUCUCCGGAGCACCUAUCACUCCUCAGAUGUUCGGCAGUGCAGGGAGAGAACACAUGGAGAAAUAUGGUACUACUGCUGAGCACUUUGCUAAGAUAGCUGAGAAGAACCACCGCCACUCAGCCAACAACCCAAACUCUCAGUUCAGAGAUGUUUAUACACUGGACCAGAUCAAGUCCUCCAGGAUGGUGUAUGAGCCUCUCACAAAGCUGCAGUGCUGUCCCACCUCUGACGGCAGUGCUGCUGCUGUAUUGUGCAGUGAAGAGUUUGUCAAGAGAAACAAUCUACAGAAGAAAGCUGUCCUCAUCGUUGCUAUGGAAAUGGCCACCGACCUACCCAGUACCUUCAAGGAAGGCAGCUGCAUGAAAAUGGUUGGCUAUGACAUGACUAAGAAAGCUGCUGCGGCAGUGUAUGCCAAGUCUGGCCACACCCCACAGGAAGUGGACGUGGUGGAACUACACGAUUGCUUCUCAGCCAACGAGCUCAUCACGUACGAGGGACUGGGGCUUUGUCCCGAAGGUAAAGCUGGUGAGAUGAUUGAUCGCGGUGAUAACACAUACGGAGGCAAGUACGUCAUCAACCCGAGUGGUGGGCUCAUCUCCAAGGGCCAUCCCCUUGGGGCCACUGGUCUGGCCCAAUGUGCAGAGCUGUGCUGGCAGCUCAGAGGAGAGGCCGACCUGAGACAGGUGCCCGGCGCUAAAUUGGGACUACAGCACAACCUCGGACUGGGAGGGGCCUGCGUGGUGUCACUAUAUAAACUCGGGUUCCCAUCAAGUGUGCCCAGUGUGAUGAGUGGACCACAGUGUGCACCACUAAUUGACCUCAUUGCAGAGGAGAUAUCGAAGAAUGGAGCCGAUCUUGUGAAGAAAGUGAAAGGCAUCUAUAUAUUCAAGAUCAAAACUUCCGAUGGUGCAGUGACAGAAUGGAAGAUAGACCUCAAGAAUGGCACGGGGUCAGUCACGAAGGGACCAGGUCAGAAGGGAAACUGUACUAUCACCAUGAAGGAUGAGGACUUUAUGGACAUGGCUAGUGGAAAGCUGAGUGGACAGAAGGCUUUUUUCGAAGGCAAGCUGAAGAUUGCUGGAAACACUGCUCUGGCUAUGAAGUUGCAGACUAUAAUAAAGCCACCAAAGUCUAAGCUGUAGGACUCUUUUGGUUUUCCCAUUUGUGAUUAGAAACAUUGUGAAAGUAUUUAUGAGUUAUUUUUACCCCUACAGUAAUUUUACAUUACAUGUACAUUG